AUGACCGCAAUAAGAAAUGGGAUAAAAAUUAAUGAAGCUAGUCGAGUUUUUAGAAUACCACGAGGAACCCUACAAGAUCGGCUACAUUUAAGAGUCCCAGAAGUACCCCGUAAAAUGGAAUCAGACUCAGUACUUUCUAAAGAAGAAGAGACUGCCUUGAAAGAGUGGUGCAUAGCCUUAGUACAAUGUGGCUUCCCCUUAAAACUCGACGAUCUUCUUAAUACUAUCCAUAAUAAUAUUUCACAAGAGGACACAACUAGACCUAAUCCAUUUGUAAAUAAUAGGUCGGGAAAAAAUGGUAUCAGUCAUUUUUUAGACGAAAUCCUGAGUUAA
Diabrotica balteata is the source of this 333-nucleotide messenger RNA. The record is from the annotation of a GenBank genome assembly. Lineage: Eukaryota; Metazoa; Arthropoda; Insecta; Coleoptera; Chrysomelidae.